This is a messenger RNA of Entamoeba invadens IP1, 1265 nucleotides long. RefSeq lists its product as hypothetical. The annotation marks the transcript as partial. NCBI's taxonomy places the organism in Eukaryota, Evosea, Mastigamoebida, Endamoebidae. The record is from RefSeq and is a predicted model, not a curated record. The transcript is spliced from 2 exons.
AUUCAACACAAAAUGGGGUGUGUGUUAAUAUACCAAAAUGUCAGUUGACGGAUGGUAAAAAUACAAGUAAUGCGACAUGCCAAUUGUGCGUUUUUAACACCAAUUUAAUUUUAAAAAACAAUAGUUGUGAAAAAGCUGACGAGCAUGCCACUGUUUUAAGUACCGUUGGUAUAAUUUCUUGUGAAAGGGGAUUUGUUACCAAUUAUUUGAGUUGUGAGAAAUGUAAUGAUUUGUAUAAUUUAUCUGAUGUUUGUGAAAGAGGAAAAACAACUAAAUGUAAUUCAAAUGGUGUGAUUGAUGAACAUGGGUGUGAACUUCGCACGUGUUUUAACGCAACAGACCAAAAUGGAAAAUGUUUUGAUGAAUUACCGAAUUGUAUAUAUAUGGUUAACUCAAAAUGUGUUUUGUGUGCGUCUGAAUACAUGAUAUCCCAAGAUGUCUGUAUUAAAAAGAAAAUGGAUAAUUGCCAAUUGCAGUCGACGGGUAAUUGUAUACGGUGUGAUGAACACUAUUAUUACGAUUUUGAAACAAGAAAUUGUCAAAAAUGUUCCUUGACUUGCAACACAUGUAUCACCACCUCAACCAAAUGCCUUUCAUGCCUUUCAGGAGCUUUUUUAACGGAUAACGUUUGUAAUACAAACGAUGACUUGAUUGGCGUUUGCGAACAAUAUGUCCCAAGUGGAGGUUGUGUGAAAUGUGUUGAUGGGUAUUAUCGAUAUGGUCUUUCAUGCGAAAGGUGUCUCGACAAGUGCUACACUUGCAAUAAAAAAUCAUCGUGUUUGACAUGCAAUACAAAAUAUUUUAAAACCACAAAGGGAGACUGUUUGCUUCAAUCGUCGAUAAUAGGCUGCGCAGUAAAUGUGACUCAAAGUGGAUGUUCAAAAUGUAUAGAUGGGUAUUACAUUUAUAAUUCAAAUCAAUGUGCACAAUGUGAAGUGAAUUGUUCGACAUGCUCAUUCAAUGAUAUUUGCACUUCUUGUCACAACGAAGAGGUGUUGAUUAAUAAUAAAUGUUAUUCAAAAUCAUCAAUUGAAGGGUGUGUUGCAGUGAAAAAUUCGAUGUGCUCGAAAUGUAAUUUUUGGCAUAUUCCAAGUUCUGAUGGCACAUACUGUAUAACUAAAAGUGUGUGGUGGGUCAUUCUUCUCAUUAUCUUAUUCAUUAUCUUUCUUCUUAUUUUGGUGGUUGUUGGAUUGUAUUUACUUGUUAAGAAAUUGUAUGCUAAAAGCAACAGAAAGAAGAGAAAAACCACAACUGUUUUGAAAUGA